AUGCUGUCGCGUGGAUCUCUUCGCACGGCGCAGGCCCUCCGCUGCGCCGCUGUCCAGCAGCCGCUCGCCGCUCGCGGGUUCGCGACGGUCCAGUCCGACAUCUUUAAGCCCUCCCAGUUUGGCGGCAAGUACACCGUGUCCCUGAUCCCCGGUGAUGGUAUCGGUACCGAGAUCACCGAGUCCGUCAAGACCAUCUUCAAGGCCGACAACGUCCCUAUUGAGUGGGAUCAGGUCGCCGUGUCCGACUUUGGCAACGUCGCCCAGGCCGAGGCUGCCUUCCGCGAGAGCGUCGCCUCGCUCAAGCGCAACAAGCUGGGUCUCAAGGGUAUCUUCCACACCCCCAUUGACAGGUCGGGUCACCAGAGCUUCAACGUCGCUCUGCGUCAGGAGCUCGACAUCUACGCCAGCGUCAGCUUGAUCAAGAACAUCCCUGGCUACGAGACCCGCCACAAGGACGUCGACCUGUGCAUCAUUCGUGAGAACACCGAGGGUGAGUACUCUGGUCUCGAGCACCAGAGCGUCGAGGGCGUCGUCGAGUCGCUCAAGAUCAUCACCCGCGCCAAGUCGGAGCGCAUCGCCAAGUUCGCCUUUGCCUUUGCCCUCGCCAACGGCCGCUCCAAGGUCACCUGCAUCCACAAGGCCAACAUCAUGAAGCUGGCUGACGGUCUGUUCCGCUCCACCUUCCACGCCACGGCCAAGGAGUACCCUACCCUCGAGACCAACGACAUGAUUGUCGACAACGCUUCCAUGCAGGCUGUCUCGCGCCCCCAGCAGUUCGACGUCAUGGUCAUGCCAAACUUGUACGGAGGUAUCCUCUCCAACAUUGGUGCUGCGCUGGUCGGUGGUCCCGGUAUCGUGCCCGGAUGCAACAUGGGUCGCGAGGUGGCCGUCUUUGAGCCCGGUUGCCGCCACGUCGGUCUCGACAUCAAGGGCAAGGACCAGGCCAACCCCACUGCCAUGCUCCUGUCCGGCACCAUGCUCCUGCGCCACCUUGGUCUCGACGACCACGCCAACCGCAUCUCCAAGGCCGUCUACGCCGUCAUUGCCGAGGGCAAGUACCGCACCCGUGACAUGGGCGGCGAGUCGACCACCCACGAGUUUACCCGCGCCAUCCUCGACAAGAUGGAGACUUCUCUCUAG
Molecule: messenger RNA, 1140 nt
Organism: Emericellopsis cladophorae
Lineage: Eukaryota; Fungi; Ascomycota; Sordariomycetes; Hypocreales; Bionectriaceae
Exons: 3
Coding region: 1-1140 (379 amino acids)
Biological process (GO): tricarboxylic acid cycle; isocitrate metabolic process
Cellular component (GO): mitochondrion
Molecular function (GO): magnesium ion binding; NAD binding; isocitrate dehydrogenase (NAD+) activity
Source: RefSeq, a predicted model, not a curated record